Molecule: messenger RNA, 4525 nt
Organism: Rattus rattus (black rat)
Lineage: Eukaryota; Metazoa; Chordata; Mammalia; Rodentia; Muridae
Gene: Inf2
Product: inverted formin 2
Biological process (GO): actin cytoskeleton organization
Molecular function (GO): small GTPase binding; actin binding
Source: RefSeq, a predicted model, not a curated record
CCGGCCCGCGAGCGCGGUUAGACCGUGCGGAAAGCAGCCGCGAGGCCGCCGCCCGCAGCCCCAGACGCUCCGGCGCCGGGACAGAGCACCCUCUGCACACCCUCUCGGCUGUGCCCACACCCGUUUAACAAGAUGUCUGUAAAGGAAGGGGCCCAGCGCAAGUGGGCGGCGCUGAAGGAGAAGCUGGGGCCGCAGGACUCAGACCCCACGGAGGCCAACCUGGAGAGUGCUGAGCCCGAGUUGUGCAUCCGGCUGCUGCAGAUGCCCUCCGUGGUCAACUACUCGGGCCUGCGCAAGCGCCUGGAGAGCAGCGAUGGCGGCUGGAUGGUGCAGUUCCUGGAGCAGAGCGGCCUGGACCUGCUGCUGGAGGCGCUGGCACGGCUGUCAGGGCGUGGGGUGGCCCGCAUUGCGGACGCCCUGCUGCAGCUCACCUGCAUCAGCUGUGUGCGUGCAGUCAUGAAUUCACAGCAGGGCAUCGAGUACAUCCUCAGCAACCAGGGUUAUGUGCGACAGCUCUCCCAGGCCCUGGACACUUCCAACGUCAUGGUCAAGAAGCAGGUGUUUGAACUGCUGGCUGCUCUGUGCAUCUACUCACCGGAGGGCCAUGCACUGACGCUAGAUGCCCUGGACCAUUACAAGAUGGUGUGCAGCCAGCAGUACCGCUUCAGCGUCAUCAUGAAUGAGCUCUCGGACAGCGACAACGUGCCCUACGUGGUUACCCUGCUCAGUGUGAUCAACGCUCUCAUUCUGGGCCCCGAGGACCUCCGCACUCGUGCCCAGCUGCGGAGUGAGUUCAUUGGGCUACAGCUGCUGGAUAUUCUGACCCGACUCCGAGACUUGGAGGAUGCGGAUCUGCUGAUCCAGCUGGAGGCCUUCGAAGAGGCCAAAGCGGAGGAUGAGGAAGAGCUUCAGCGAGUCAGUGACGGGAUCAACAUGAACAGCCACCAGGAAGUCUUCACCUCACUGUUCCACAAGGUGAGCUGUUCCCCAGCGUCGGCCCAGCUGCUGUCAGUGCUGCAGGGUCUCAUGCACCUGGAACCUGCCGCCCGUUCAGGCCAACUGCUCUGGGAGGCCCUGGAGAACCUGGUGAACCGGGCCGUGCUUCUGGCCAGUGACGCCGAGGCCUGCACCCUGGAGGAGGUGGUUGAGCGACUUCUGUCCAUCAAAGGGCGGCCCCGACCAAGCCCCCUGGACAAGGCCCACAAGAGCGUGCAGACCAACUUAGGCCAGAAUCAGGGCAGUUCCUCCCAAAACACUACUACUCCCACAGCUAAAAUGGAAGGCCGGCAGCCAGUAGUGGCUUCUCCAUGCCAACAUGUGGGCAGCAUCCAGAGCUCCAGCAUGGACGCAGCUCCACAGCUAGCAGCCUCACCCCUGCCUACCCCACCACUCUCCAGCUCCACCCCUGUGCUCCCUCCACCCCCACCGCCCCUGCCAGGCUCAGGGGCCACAUCUCCCAGCACCUCCUCCACCCCCCCCUUGCCACCCCCUUUGCCAGGCUCAGGGACCGUGUCUCCCCCUCCCCCCACCCCCCACCCUUGCCACCCCCCUUUGCCAGGCUUAGGGGCCGUAUCUCCCCCUCCACCCCCACCCCCACCUCCCCUACCAGGUUCAAAGGCUAUGUCUCCCCCAGCACCACCUCCACUUCCAUCUCUGCCUCCACUCCCACCCCUGCCCCCCCCACCCCCUCCCCACCCCCCACUCCCUGGCAUGUGCCCAGUUCCUCCCCCUCCCCCACUACCCACAGCAGGCCAGGUCCCUCCACCCCCUCCCCUGCCUGGUUUCUCUGUCCCCUCCGUGGUGGGUGGUGUGGAGGAGAUCAUUGUGGCCCAGGUCGACCACAGCCUGGGCUCAGCCUGGGUCCCCAGUCACCGCAGAGUGAACCCACCCACCCUGCGAAUGAAGAAGCUAAACUGGCAGAAGCUGCCAUCCAAUGUGGCACGAGAGCGCAACUCCAUGUGGGCAACACUGAGCAGCCCCUGCACAGCCGAAGUGGAACCCGACUUCUCCAGCAUUGAGCAGCUGUUUUCCUUCCCCAUGGCUAAGCCCAAGGAACCCUCUGCUGCCCCCGCCAGGAAGGAACCCAAAGAAGUUACUUUUCUGGACUCCAAGAAGAGCCUGAACCUCAACAUCUUCCUGAAGCAAUUUAAAUGUUCCAAUGAAGAAGUCACCGGCAUGAUCCAGGCUGGAGACACAAGCAAGUUUGAUGUGGAGGUUCUCAAACAGCUCCUAAAGCUUCUUCCAGAGAAGCACGAGAUUGAGAACCUACGGGCGUUCACCGAGGAUCGAGCCAAAUUGGCCAGUGCUGACCAGUUCUACAUUCUCCUCCUGGACAUUCCCUGCUACCAGCUGCGGGUGGAGUGCAUGAUGCUGUGCGAGGGCACAGCCAUCGUACUGGACAUGGUGCGGCCCAAGGCCCAGCUGGUGCUCACCGCCUGCGAGAGCCUGCUCACCAGCCAGCGGCUGCCGGUCUUCUGUCAGCUGAUCCUCAAAAUUGGGAAUUUCCUCAACUAUGGCAGCCACACGGGAGAUGCGGAUGGCUUCAAGAUUAGCACUUUGCUGAAGCUCACAGAGACCAAGUCCCAGCAGAGCCGUGUGACGCUGCUGCACCAUGUGCUGGAGGAAGUGGAGAAGAGCCACCCGGACCUCCUGCAGCUGUCCCGGGACCUGGAGCCGCCCUCUCAAGCUGCAGGAAUCCACUUGGAGAUCAUCCACUCAGAGGCCAGUGCCAACCUGAAGAAGCUUCUGGAAGCAGAGCGGAAGGUGUCCUCCUCAAUCCCUGAGGUGCAGAAGCAGUAUGCUGAGCGCCUGCAGGCCAGCAUUGAGGCCUCCCGGGCGCUGGACAAGGUGUUUGACGCCAUUGAGCAGAAGAAGCUGGAGCUGGCUGACUACCUGUGCGAAGACCCCCAGAAGCUGUCCCUAGAGGACACGUUCAGCACCAUGAAGACCUUCCGAGACCUCUUCACCCGUGCCCUGAAGGAGAACAAGGACCGGAAGGAACAGAUGGCAAAGGCGGAAAAGAGAAAACAGCAGCUGGCGGAGGAGGAGGCACGGAGGCCGAGGGAUGAGGACGGGAAGCCUGUCAGGAAGGGGCCUGGGAAGCAAGAAGAGGUAUGUGUCAUCGAUGCCCUGCUGGCCGACAUCAGGAAGGGCUUCCAGCUGCGGAAGACAGCCCGGGGCCGGGGAGACACCGACACAAGUGGCAGAGUGGCUCCAGCAGAUCCUCCAAAAGUCACAGAGCCUGCAACUGCCAGCAAUCCUACCCAGGGCACAAACCAGCCUGCCUCAGAGCCAAGCUCUGAUACCACAGCAGCCGGCGAGCCACAGGGCUGGGACCUUGUGGACGCUGUAACCCCCAGCCCCCAGCCCACCAAAGAGGACGGUGGUCCGCCAUCCCUGGAGAGGCGUUCCUCCUGGUAUGUGGAUGCCAGCGACUUCCUGGCCCCUGAAGACAUCUUAAACGCCCAGCCCUCUGAGGGCGCCUGGCCAGUGACUCUGGGAGAUGAUCAAGCUCUGAAACCCCUUGAGUUCUCUAGCAAUAAGCCUCCUGGGGUGGAGCGCUCACACCAGGACGCUACAGAUCCUGAAGCCCUGUGGGGUGUCCACCGAGCUGAGGCUGACAGCACCAGUGUGCGGCCAGAGGAUGCUACUGAGCGAGGACAGGGCACCCACCUCCCUCGCCCUGGAGAGGAUGAGGACGAAGAGGACACGGCCCCAGAGUCUGCACUCGACACCUCCCUGGACAGGUCCUUCUCUGAGGAUGCAGUGACAGAUUCCUCAGGGUCUGGUACCCUCCCCAGGGUCCAGGGCCGGAUCUCGAAAGGGACAGGCAAGCGGAGGAAGAAACGCCCCUCAAGGCGCCAAGAAGGCCUCAGGUCCAGGCCCAAAGCCAAGUGACUGCCCUCAUCGGCUCAGCACAUCGGCGGGUGCUGGAUGUGCCGCCUGCAGAGGCUCUUCGGGGCCAGGCUGGGACUGGGCCCCUGAGAAAACCCAAACUCCGUGCCUUACCCAGUCAGGAUCCUUGGGAGCCUUGGCCCUCGAUGCCAGGACCUGGCCUAGCAUCACCCUGGGCCACCUGCACGUUCAUGGCCUCAUCAUCUGCUUUGCGAACCACUACCCACCCCCUGUCGCAUGCACCUUCCACCCCUGCGGUGUCUGACUCUAGGGAGAUAGGUACAGGUCUGUGAUGGGCUGAGACAUCCCCCCCCACCCCCACGGCUCAUUGGUUUCUUUUAGCUGAGUGCUGUUUUCUGCAGCUUUGCUAUGGUGAGUUGGGGGGUUAGUGAGGGCCUGAGGGAUGCUUGUUGGAAGUACUGUGGGUAGGUCCUGGCAGGUUCUUAGGGAACAAACAAACAAAAGACUCAUCUGCAUGUGGGUGGUGACCUGGCCACAGCAGCUGUCCUCUCCCUUGCUGUCUGCCCAGUGGGGAUGAGCUGCCCUGGCUCAGCCCCUAUCCGGUGUGCACUGUUGAGUCUGCGGGCCAGCCGGGAUUUUAACCAAUAAAGAGCAACCUUGUCUGUCAUGA